CAGGUUUUGCGGCCGCGCCUUCUCCUCCCCCGCCCGGCUCCCGCCGCUCACUCGCUCCCUCCUCCCUCCCUGGCUCGCUCCUAGCCCUCCCUCCCCGCGCCGCUGCAGAGCGCGGAGCCCGAGCGGGAGCCGGCGCGGGAGCCGGAGCGGGCGGCGGGCGACAGCGCAGGCGGCGGCGGCGGUGGGUCCUGGUCCUGGCCCCGGAGGGCGCGGAGUCCCCACCCGCGCCGCUCCGGCCCCUUUCCCGACGCGAGGCGCCGAGCAGCAUGCGCGGCCGCUGCCCGCCGGCCCCGGCCUCGCGGCGGAGCGCGCCCGGCCUCGACCCCGGCCCCAGCGGCAGAGGCGGCGGCGGCGGCUCCGGGCCGGCCCAGGGGGAAGAAGCAGGCUCGCGCAGCCCGUGUCGCGCGGCCUGAGCGCGCCCGCCCCUCCGCCCGCCGGGGCCGCGGCCUCCCGCCUCCCCACUCCCGAGCCCCGGCCCCGGCCCCGGCUCCGGCUCGGCUCCCGCCUGCGCGGGGCAGACAGACGGACAGCCAGCCCGACAGCCAGCCCCGCGAGGGCGCGCGGACUGCCGGGCGGAGGUGUCGGAGGAGGAGGAAACGGAGGAGGGGGCUGGGCAGGGGCUGGGGCCUGGCCGGGCCGGCUGGAGAGACAUGCGAUUGGUGACCGAGCCGAGCGGACCGAAGGCGCGCCCGAGAUGCAGGUGAGCAAGAGGAUGCUGGCGGGGGGCGUGAGGAGCAUGCCCAGCCCCCUCCUGGCCUGCUGGCAGCCCAUCCUCCUGCUGGUGCUGGGCUCAGUGCUGUCAGGCUCAGCCACGGGCUGCCCGCCCCGCUGCGAGUGCUCCGCCCAGGACCGCGCUGUGCUGUGCCACCGCAAGCGCUUUGUGGCAGUCCCCGAGGGCAUCCCCACCGAGACGCGCCUGCUGGACCUAGGCAAGAACCGCAUCAAAACGCUCAACCAGGACGAGUUCGCCAGCUUCCCGCACCUGGAGGAGCUGGAGCUCAACGAGAACAUCGUGAGCGCCGUGGAGCCCGGCGCCUUCAACAACCUCUUCAACCUCCGGACGCUGGGUCUCCGCAGCAACCGCCUGAAGCUCAUCCCGCUAGGCGUCUUCACUGGCCUCAGCAACCUGACCAAGCUGGACAUCAGCGAGAACAAGAUCGUUAUCCUGCUGGACUACAUGUUCCAGGACCUGUACAACCUCAAGUCACUGGAGGUUGGCGACAAUGACCUCGUCUACAUCUCCCACCGCGCCUUCAGCGGCCUCAACAGCCUGGAGCAGCUGACGCUGGAGAAAUGCAACCUGACCUCCAUCCCCACCGAGGCGCUGUCCCACCUGCACGGCCUCAUCGUCCUGAGGCUCCGGCACCUCAACAUCAAUGCCAUCCGGGACUACUCCUUCAAGAGGCUGUACCGACUCAAGGUCUUGGAGAUCUCCCACUGGCCCUACUUGGACACCAUGACACCCAACUGCCUCUACGGCCUCAACCUGACGUCCCUGUCCAUCACACACUGCAAUCUGACCGCUGUGCCCUACCUGGCCGUCCGCCACCUAGUCUAUCUCCGCUUCCUCAACCUCUCCUACAACCCCAUCAGCACCAUUGAGGGCUCCAUGUUGCAUGAGCUGCUCCGGCUGCAGGAGAUCCAGCUGGUGGGCGGGCAGCUGGCCGUGGUGGAGCCCUAUGCCUUCCGCGGCCUCAACUACCUGCGCGUGCUCAAUGUCUCUGGCAACCAGCUGACCACGCUGGAGGAAUCAGUCUUCCACUCGGUGGGCAACCUGGAGACACUCAUCCUGGACUCCAACCCGCUGGCCUGCGACUGUCGGCUCCUGUGGGUGUUCCGGCGCCGCUGGCGGCUCAACUUCAACCGGCAGCAGCCCACGUGCGCCACGCCCGAGUUUGUCCAGGGCAAGGAGUUCAAGGACUUCCCUGAUGUGCUACUGCCCAACUACUUCACCUGCCGCCGCGCCCGCAUCCGGGACCGCAAGGCCCAGCAGGUGUUUGUGGACGAGGGCCACACGGUGCAGUUUGUGUGCCGGGCCGAUGGCGACCCGCCACCCGCCAUCCUCUGGCUCUCACCCCGAAAGCACCUGGUCUCAGCCAAGAGCAAUGGGCGGCUCACAGUCUUCCCUGAUGGCACGCUGGAGGUGCGCUACGCCCAGGUACAGGACAACGGCACGUACCUGUGCAUCGCGGCCAACGCGGGCGGCAACGACUCCAUGCCCGCCCACCUGCAUGUGCGCAGCUACUCGCCCGACUGGCCCCAUCAGCCCAACAAGACCUUCGCUUUCAUCUCCAACCAGCCGGGCGAGGGAGAGGCCAACAGCACCCGCGCCACUGUGCCUUUCCCCUUCGACAUCAAGACCCUCAUCAUCGCCACCACCAUGGGCUUCAUCUCUUUCCUGGGCGUCGUCCUCUUCUGCCUGGUGCUGCUGUUUCUCUGGAGCCGGGGCAAGGGCAACACAAAGCACAACAUCGAGAUCGAGUAUGUGCCCCGAAAGUCGGACGCAGGCAUCAGCUCCGCCGACGCGCCCCGCAAGUUCAACAUGAAGAUGAUAUGAGGCUGGGGCGGGGGGCAGGGACCCCCGGGCGGCCGGGCACGGGAAGGGGCCUGGCCGCCACCUGCUCACUCUCCAGUCCUUUCCACCUCCUCCCUACCCUUCUACACACGUUCUCUUUCUCCCUUCCGCCUCUGUCCCUUGCUGCCCCCGGCCAGCCCUCACCACCUGCCCUCCUUCUACCAGGACCUCAGAAGCCCAGACCUGGGGACCCCACCUACACAGGGGCAUUGACAGACUGGAGUUGAAAGCCGACGAACCGACACGCGGCAGAGUCAAUAAUUCAAUAAAAAAGUUACGAACUUUCUCUGUAACUUGGGUUUCAAUAAUUAUGGAUUUUUAUGAAAACUUGAAAUAAUAAAAAGAGAAAAAAAACUAUUUCCUAUAGCUAGUCGGAAUGCAAACUUUUGACGUCCUGAUUGCUCCAGGGCCCUCUUCCAACUCAGUUUCUUGUUUUUCUCUUCCUCCUACUCCUCUUCUUCCUCCUUUCUCUUCUCUUCCCCAGUGGGGAGGGAUCACUCAGGAAAACAGGAAAGGAGGUUCCAGCCCCACCCACCUGCCCACCCCGCCCCAGGCGCCAUCAGGAGCAGGCUAGGGGGCAGGCCUGGGCCCAGCUCCGGGCUGGCUUUUUGCAGGGCGCAGGUGGAGGGGACAGGUCUGCCGAUGGGGGUGGGAGCCUGUCUGCUGGGCUGCCAGGCGGCACUACUGCAAGGGGUGGGAGCCUGGCUCGGGUGUGGCUGAGACUCUGGACAGGGGCUGGGGUCCUCCUGGGGGACAGCACAGUCAGUGGAGAGAGCCAGGGGCUGGAGGUGGGGCCCACCCCAGCCUCUGGUCCCAGCUCUGCUGCUCACUUGCUGUGUGGCCUCAAGCAGGUCACUGGCCUCUCUGGGCCUCAGUCUCCACAUCUGUACAAAUGGGAGCAUUACCCCCUGCCCUGCCUACCUCACAGGGCUGUUGUGAGGAAUUGAUGAGAUGAUGUAUGUGAACCACUUUGUAACCUGUAAAGCGCUGUGCACACGUGUGGGUGA
Messenger RNA from Gorilla gorilla gorilla (western lowland gorilla), 3582 nucleotides. It is a transcript of the gene LINGO1, whose product is annotated as leucine rich repeat and Ig domain containing 1. The coding region runs from base 695 to 2557 and encodes 620 amino acids. The record is from RefSeq and is a predicted model, not a curated record. NCBI's taxonomy places the organism in Eukaryota, Metazoa, Chordata, Mammalia, Primates, Hominidae. Gene Ontology annotation, molecular function: protein binding. The transcript has 2 exons. Gene Ontology annotation, cellular component: plasma membrane.